Molecule: messenger RNA, 995 nt
Organism: Melanaphis sacchari
Lineage: Eukaryota; Metazoa; Arthropoda; Insecta; Hemiptera; Aphididae
Product: farnesol dehydrogenase-like
Exons: 7
Coding region: 118-942 (274 amino acids)
Molecular function (GO): oxidoreductase activity
Source: RefSeq, a predicted model, not a curated record
UUUACAUUUUUAUGUUAGUUGUAAAUACGACGUACUGUACAUAAAAUAGCUGGAUAUACCUAUUUACGACCUACCAAUAUAUCGUAAUAUAGAAGUUUCGUAUAAAGUGUUUUAACUAUGGAACAGUGGAAAGGCAAAGUAGCAAUAGUAACUGGUGCUAGUGCUGGGAUCGGUAAGGCGAUCGUUGUCAAAUUGGUUGAAUACGGCGUUCAUGUUGUAGCGCUUGCUAGAAGAGAAGAUAAGCUUAAGGAAUUAGCAGAAUUGCUAAAUGAAAAAGGAAAUGAUCAUGGAAAAGUACAUACAAAAGUUUGCGAUGUGACAGACGAACAAGCUGUGAAAAAUGUAUUUUCUUGGGUAGAUUCUACAUUGGGAGGUGUUUAUAUUUUAAUCAAUAAUGCCGGAACUGUAAAAAUAUCAAGCCUUCUAAAUGGAAAACUGGAAGAUUGGCAAUAUAUGAUGAAUUUAAAUGUUUUGGCAUUAAAUGUGUGUUCAAGGGAAGCUUUUCAAUCUAUGACGAGAAAUAAAAUUGAUGGUCAUAUUAUUCAAGUAAACAGUACUGCUGGUCAUAGUAUACUACCUCACUUCUCAAUGAAAAUGUAUAAUGCUACAAAACACGCAGUCAGGAUCUUAUGCGAGGGACUUCGUCACGAACUACAAUUAGUUGGCUCAAAAAUCAAAGUUUCCAGCUUAAGUCCGGGAGCAGUUUCAACAGACCUUUUAUCAAGUAUUUAUAAAUGUAUUAAUAAAGAACCAAACUCAACCGUUCAACUAAAUAGCCCAAUAGCACUUAAAACUGAAGAUGUUGCUAAUGCAGUUAUCAGUAUUUUAGCCACUCCACCAAGUGUACUAAUAGCUGAAAUGACAAUCGUGGCUAAUGGAUUAACAAUACAAUCACAUUUCCAACCAUCGGCUGCAACCGUGGAAGACUUAUUACAAUCAUAAAAAUAUUUAUUUUUAAAUAUAUAAAUUUGUCAAUUAUAUUUUUUUUCGUAUUA